Chiroxiphia lanceolata (lance-tailed manakin) is the source of this 1167-nucleotide messenger RNA. RefSeq names its product selectin P ligand (gene SELPLG). The coding region runs from base 1 to 1167 and encodes 388 amino acids. Lineage: Eukaryota; Metazoa; Chordata; Aves; Passeriformes; Pipridae. The record is from RefSeq and is a predicted model, not a curated record. Gene Ontology annotation, biological process: leukocyte tethering or rolling; hemopoiesis. Gene Ontology annotation, cellular component: plasma membrane. The transcript has a single exon.
AUGGCGCCGGGCAGGGCUGUGCUGGUGCUUCUGGUGGUGCUGGUGCUGCUGGUGGUGCUGGUGCUGAGCCCCCCGCGGGUGUGCGGGGCUGCGCUGGAGCCGGGGCCGGGGCAGCCCCGGAGCGGGCAGUGGCUCUGGGGGGCGGCCGGGCGGGCGCUGCCCCUCUCCCGCGGGAAGAGGGACGAUGGUGGGCAGGACCUCGGUGCCACCGCAGCCACACCAGGGCACAGUCACGCUGCCACCGCGCUGAUCAGCAGUGACCAGCCCGAGGGCGGCUCUGUGCCACCACCAGCACCCGGCACCAACGCCAGCCUGCUCUGGGUGCCAACCACAGCCGAUCCCGUGGAUGAGACUGAUUCCCCUGAUCCCGAACCGCUCCUGAGCUCUGCACCACCAGCAGCAGCGCCUGGCAGCAGCGUCAGCCCGCUCUGGGCACUCACAGUGUCAACCACAGCUGAUCCCGUGGAUGAGACCGACUCCCCCAAUCCCGACCAGCUGCUGAGCUCUGCACCACCGUCCCCCAGCACCAACGCCAGCCUGAACCAGGCACUCACAGUGCCAGCCACAGCCGCUCCCAUGGAUGAGACUGAUUCUCCUGAUCCCGACCAGCUGCUGGGGCCCGGCACAUCGGCUGCCCCCCAAAGGAGCAUCAGCACCACCCCCAGCUGGCUCACACCACCGGGCAAGGAGGGGACAGUGGCUGGUGGCACGGACAGCGCCUCCUCCACAGGGCCACCCUCAACAGCCCCCCCAGCCCUCGGCUCCACCACCACGGGGUACAGGAAAGUCAAGAAAGCCGGAGCUCCCCCUGCACCGACCCGUUCGGCCCCUGGGGACAUGACACCGACGGGCACCGCGGUGCCCUGGGACCCCAGCGGGGUGAUGGGCAAGUGCCUGCUGGCCAUCCUGCUGCUGGGGCUCGUGGCCGCCACCUUCCUGGUGAGCACGGGGGUGCUGGGGGCGCUGCUGUGGCGACGGGCGCGGACGGGGCACCGCCGGCUCAGCCGCACCGAGAUGGUUUGUAUCUCGUCCCUCUUGGCCGACGCCGAGGCGGCCGCGGGGCCCCGGCCUGUCCCCGCCCGACGGCACAAGCGGCUGCACGACGGCAGCGCCGAGCCCGACGGGGACAACCUGACUCUCAGCAGCUUCCUGCCGGAGCAGUCCUGA